Molecule: messenger RNA, 2256 nt
Organism: Effrenium voratum
Lineage: Eukaryota; Dinophyceae; Suessiales; Symbiodiniaceae
Source: the annotation of a GenBank genome assembly
GCAAGCGCUGCUGGGUGAGACGGGCCUGCUGAAGCACCAGGCAAUAAUCUUGGCCUCCCACUCCACCGCUCUGGCGGAGGUGGCAAACCAGGUACUCCUCUUGGGCACUCCGGACUCCGCAGAAGAGUCCAAGGUACUCUUCCAGGGCAAGUGGAAAGACUUGCUUGAGCAGAAGCCUUUGCUGGAGCUGAUCGGACAGGCUGAUGUGGAGGUCUCCGAUACCCCAGACGUCGAGGAACGCGAGAAGAUCUCGAAGGCCAUGGAGCUGUCGCUGGGGUCCGUCCAACCCAGCAUGAUGAAGGAGGAAGACCACAGCGCUAGCAUCACCUGGCGCUGCGUAAAGAUGUACCUGCAGUCCUCCGGAGGCUGGACGGUUGUGCUCAUCUUCUUCUUGAGCUCGGCUUUGGAGCGCUUGGUGAUGGUGGGUUUGGAUUGGUGGCUGGCCCGCUGGACAGAAGAGGCGUCUCCAGAUGAACUGGACCUCUACCUGGGCGUGUACUUGGCAUUCCUCGGGGCUGUCUCAGUCCUUGCCUGCAUCACUCGUCUUCUCAUGCCGUUUACGACCAUUUGGGCGGGCGCAGCUCUAUUCAAGAAGCUCGCACUCCGGGUGGUGCGAGCGCCGAUCCGCUGGUGGGACACCACUCCCCUGGGCCGUGUGCUGAACCGCUUCAGCUUCGACACGGACAACGUAGACACCACGCUGAUCACCAAGAUGUACCCUGCGAUCGUGUCUCUGAGCUGGUGCGUGGGGGCUCUAGCAGUGAUGACGGGCACAUUCUGGCCUUGGUCGCUGUUGUUCAUCCCCCUGCCGGUGGUCUUGUACUUCUGGCUCUUCCAAUUCAGCCGGAAGUCCAUCCGCCAGUUCCAGCAACUGGACAGCGUGUCCCGGAGUCCCAUUCAGUCCGUGUACACCGAGGUGCUGAACGGCAUCGUGAGCUGUCGCGCCUUUGCGUGCGAGAGUCGAUACCAGCAGCGGCUCUCGCAGCUGGUGGAUGCCAACUCAGCUGCAGUUCUCACCUUCAACACCGCCAACCGCUGGCUGGGCGUACGCGUGGAGCUUUUGGGCGCCUUCAUCAGCGCCUUGGUGGGCCUGGGCUUUUUCGCGCUGCGGGAGCAAGUGCCCGCGGGCCUCGUGGGCAUGUGCUUCAUCUGGACCACGAACCUGGCCGUGUCGCUGGGCUUCAACUGCAUCUUCUCCAGCCAAGCGGAGGCGUGCUUCACCUCCGUGGAGCGGAUCACGGAAUACGCCCUGGAGGUGCCCUGCGAAGGCGAGCACCAAGAUUUGGACACUUGGAGGAGCCCUGUGGCGGCGGAAGUGUUCGCCAGCUCGAGCCAGCCGUUACUGAUGUUCCAGAAGGUGUCUCUGCGGUACCAGCCGGACUUGCCGCUGGCACUGAAUUCGGUGUCCUUCACUCUGAACCGCAAGGAGCGCCUGGCGGUGGUGGGCCGCACCGGCUCCGGGAAGUCCACGCUGGCGGUGGCUUUGUUCCGGCUGUGUCCCAUCGAGGGGGGCCAGGUUCGAUUACUGGGCCAGGACCUCGCGCAGUUGCCCUUGGAUGUGGCACGGCGAUCCAUGGGCAUCAUCACUCAGGACCCUGUGAUCUUCAGUGGCACAGUGCAGUACAACCUCGACCCCUUCGGGGAAUUCGACGACCAGACCUGCAUGGAAGCUCUGCAGCAUGCGCAGCUGGCGUUAACGCUCAAGAGCCCCAUCGAGCAAGCAGGCUCCAAUCUCUCCGUGGGCGAGCGCCAGCUCCUGUGCCUGGCGCGGGCGCUGCUUCGAAAGCCCCGGCUUUUGGUGUGCGACGAGGCCACCAGUUCGGUGGAUGCCAAGACGGACCAAAGUGUCCAGCUCUGCCUGCGCCGAGCGGUGCAGACAUUUGAGGCAAGCCUUUUGACCAUCGCACAUCGUCUGAUAACUGUCGCGGACUAUGACAAGGUCAUGGUCCUUCAAUCCGGGCAGCUGGCGGAGCUCGGAGCGCCGGGCGAGCUGCUGCGCACGCCGGACUCGGCGUUCUCGCAGCUGGUCCAGUCGAUGGGCUCCUUUGAAGCCGCGGCCAUCCGCCAAGCAGUCUCCGCAAGCACUCGCACGACCUUGUGAUCUUAUGCGCUGAUUCAGAGAGGCAAGGGACACGCGGAAGUAUGGAGGCGGUUGCGCACUUUCGUGAUUUUGUGACACCUGGCUCCGUCCUAGCAGGUGUCCUGAAUCGGAGCGCUUCUGAGACCAUGCAUAGAAGGCACUCGAUUCCCCGAUAG